Melanotaenia boesemani (Boeseman's rainbowfish) is the source of this 1692-nucleotide messenger RNA. RefSeq lists its product as uncharacterized. NCBI's taxonomy places the organism in Eukaryota, Metazoa, Chordata, Actinopteri, Atheriniformes, Melanotaeniidae. The record is from RefSeq and is a predicted model, not a curated record. The transcript is spliced from 4 exons. Bases 167 to 1012 code for a protein of 281 amino acids. Gene Ontology annotation, molecular function: serine hydrolase activity.
AAGAACCGGGAAGAAGAAGAAGAAGAAGAAGAAGAAGAAGAAGAAGAAGAAGAAGCGUAGCGCAAAGAAGUAAAGCACGGAAGUUUAAUUAAUCGUAUCAGGCAGCCUUGUUGUCUUCCAUCCACCAGUUUAAUUCACUGGAAGGCCUGCCAGCAGCUACUGUGAUAUGAUGGUGAAGACAGCACUCAGCAGAGGCAUCAGUGCCCACCGCCUCUGUAAGAAUGUUACCUUAUACAUGAAUGAGUUAACAUCUCAAUCUGCAGGACGUCAGAGCCAGAUCUCUGAGGAUCAUAAACCCCUUAUGCUGAUGCUGCCGUGGUUGGGCUCACGACCCCAAGCCGUGGCCAAAUAUUGUGAAAUCUACUUCCGCACUGGCUUUGACGUGCUUGUAGUGGAGAGUGAGGUGAAAGACUUCCUUUGGCCUCGCUGGGGUCUGGAUCGUGGAAAGACUUUGCUGGAGUUGCUCCAGAGUGAACGCUUUAUGUCCCGUCCCCUGCUUGUUCAUGCCUUUUCUAUUGGUGGAUACACAUUCGCUCAGCUGCUGGUACAUAUGUCCCAGGACAAAGAAAAAUAUCAGGCGGUCACAAACAGGAUCAAAGGUCAAGUCUUUGACAGCUUGGUGAUAGGCUCACUAGAGCAGAUGGCCAUAGGUCUGGGUAAAACUGUAUUUCCUCGUUGGGAAACGUUGGUAAAACAAGUAAGCCUGCUAUACUUCAGCAUAUUUAAACGGCAAACAGUGGACUACUUCAAGACAGGCAUCGAUGUGUUUUGGAAUACUCCAGUCAGGUCUCCAGUGCUGUUCUUCUUUUGUGAAAACGAUGUGAUGAGCGAUGCACGAACUGUAGAGGAAUUGAUGGUUUACUGGCAGAAGCGUGGGAUGGACAUCACAGCAAAGAAGUGGGAGGAUUCAACACAUGCAUGUCAUUUAAGGAGGUACCCACAGGAGUAUCUGGCAACCUUAGACACGUUCCUCCACUCACUCCACAUCACCCCACUGAAGGCCAAGAUGUGAUCAUUCCGACCAAAUUCCAUACUGGUUCCACAUUGUUUUGUCUUUUUUCCUCUUUAGUAUAUUCUGAAGUUCAGCAAUUACUAGAACAUGUGAUGGGUUUGUCCCACUUAAACUACUGUUUUUGAAUAAAUAUUUUUUUAAAGAUUAUUUAGAUACCUCCAUCUAAUGCAAUCCUAUCUUGAACCACAGAGGAUGUAUGGAGUAAUAAUAUAAUAAGAUAGAACAUAAUUCUUCAUUAUCAAUGUUCAAAACUGUUACAGUAUUUUCAUAUCAUUUUUCUGUUUACAUGGGUACACUUACCAUCCACACCUGCAUUUAGAUGAUUAAUGUUAUAAUAAAAAAAACGUAUUUCUGGGGAAUGUGGUUGGAAUUGUGCAUUAUAAAUGGCAGCAAUGGUGCACAGUGAUACUGUGUUAAGAUGGCCGCACUGGUUUAGUAGGAUAAUCUUGCACCAACUGAGAUUCUUCCACUACUUUCUCUAUUCAUUAGUCUUUGUUCUUUUUGUAAUAGUAGAGCCGAGAGCAUCAAAUGCAACACAUAAACUCUGUUUCAAUACAAAGAUAAGAUGUGCCUUUGUAUACAUGCAGGGUUUAAGCAGUGAAGCUGCUCAGUUUUAUGCAUUCUUUGUUUUUUUUUGGGUGAGUUUUUGUCUUUGCAUUUCAGUCAUAUAUUCACAACAC